Molecule: messenger RNA, 1839 nt
Organism: Hypoxylon fragiforme
Lineage: Eukaryota; Fungi; Ascomycota; Sordariomycetes; Xylariales; Hypoxylaceae
Product: thiolase
Exons: 1
Coding region: 405-1661 (418 amino acids)
Biological process (GO): fatty acid beta-oxidation; phenylacetate catabolic process
Cellular component (GO): peroxisome
Molecular function (GO): acetyl-CoA C-acyltransferase activity
Source: RefSeq, a predicted model, not a curated record
GCGCGGGGGGCUACAACAUCAAUGAUUGAAUGCCUCCAGGUUAAUACCUGUACCUCGUAGGGAGUGCCCACAAUACCUUCUUAGUGUCUCCCCCACCUGCGGAAUCGGCAACCGGCAGUUUAGAUAUUCAAACCGUACAUCUUCAACACUUCCUACCGACCAAUUCUCCCGUUCAACUGCCUACUAUAGGUACUAACCAUGUGUAUUAGUAGGUAGUUGGGGUGCAUAAAAUGCUGUUGGUAUGGGGUAGUUAUAUGGAUCUACAAGCCACAUCCUCUAUAUCAUUUCUCAUUAUUCCUAAUGUAAUGUAUUUUACCUAGCUAUAAGUCGACACAGCUUCUUUCUUCCUAUCUCGUCCUUUAUUUCACCUUACUUCACAGCUACCAGUCAAGAGAGCAGUCAAGAUGUCGCUUCCCAAAGGUCUCUCCUCCAUUCUCGCCAAAUCCCCUUCCGAUGUCGUCGUCCUCUCAUCCCUUCGCACGCCCAUAUGUCGUUCAUAUCGCGGUCAACUAAAAGACGCUUACCCCGAAGAGCUACUCUCCGUCGUCCUACGCGCCACCCUCGAUGCCAAUCCGAACCUUCCGCCCGAAAAAAUCAACGAUGUAGCUGUUGGUGUUGUGCUCUCAGAACUCGGUGGCAGCAAAGCAGCCCGAAUGGCCAUGAACCACGUCGGCUUCCCCCACACCACCUCCCUCUACACCGUAAACCGCGCAUGUAGCAGCAGCUUGCAGAGCAUAGCGAAUAUCGCAGCCCAGAUUCGCACGGAUAUGAUUGGCGUCGGCAUCGCGGCGGGCAUGGAGAGCAUGACGCGGAAUUACGGCUCCAAAGCCAUUCCCGUCAACUCGUGGCCCGAGCUAGUCGAUAGUCCGGUCAAGGAUGCCCGCGAUUGCAUCAUGCCCAUGGGUCUCACAAGCGAGAACGUCGCCAAGCGGUACAAGGUCGGCCGCCAAGAGCAGGACGAGUUCGCCGUGGAGUCGCACCGCCGCGCCGCCAAGGCCCAGGCCGAAGGCUCGUUCGCGCAGGAGAUCGUGCCCGUGCGCACACGCUUCCAGCCGGUGGACAAGCAGGGCAACAAGGUCGACGAGGAGAAGCUGAUCGAGGUGACCCAGGACGACGGGAUCCGCGCCACGGCGACGUUGGAGGGCCUCGCGAAGCUCAAGCCCGCGUUCAAGGAAACCGGCACCAGCACGGCCGGCAACUCGAGCCAGGUCAGCGACGGCGCGGCCGCCACCCUGCUCAUGCGCCGCAGCACCGCCACCGAGCUCGGCCUCACCUCCAGCAUCAUGGGAAAGUUCGUCGCUGCCACCACCGCGGGCUGCGCCCCCGACGAGAUGGGCAUCGGCCCCGCCAUCGCGAUCCCCAAGCUUUUAGAUCAGCUCGGCAUCGAGACAAAGGACGUCGAUCGCUGGGAGAUCAACGAGGCGUUCGCGAGUCAGGCGAUCUACUGCGUAAGAGAGCUGGGGCUGAAGAAGGACUGGGAGGAGGGCAAGGUCAACCCCGAUGGUGGCGCGAUUGCGCUGGGACACCCGCUGGGUGCGACGGGGGCGAGGCUCGCGAGUACGCUGAUGCAUGGGUUGGGCAGGACGGGGGGCGAGGUGGGGGUUGUGAGUAUGUGUAUUGGGACGGGGAUGGGGAUGGCGGGGUUAUUUGUUAGGGAGUAGAUGUCUACUGAUGUACUUGCCUAGAGUAUUUGAGGGUCUAUACGAUAUCGACGACGACGAUGACGAUGGUGAUAGUACCUUGUACAUAUUGGGUCAAAUCAAAAAUUAUGCGUACUACAAAAAUUUAGGUGCACAGCUACAUUCCUGGCAUUCUUUGUUCCCGGCGUUGGGACUUGGG